GUAUCUGUAAAUUCUCACGUAGCUUUUUGUUUUGUUUUUGUUGCUGACGUCAUUAAUGGGUGGCACUUAUCACACUGCUACGAGUACGUAAAAGAAAUCCUCCAAUCAAUGGCGGAAAGAAGCGUCUACGUCAUAUCCAAAGGACCGUUAACAUGUUGUUGGGUUCAGACAGAGCUAAGGUGUUAGCUGGGAAGCGAACUGAAUGAUGUAAUUCACUAAGUUGAAAGGCAGAGGUGUCGUCUCGAUUCACCUCCUAGACUUCUCAUUCCGAUUACGUAAGAAUCUAUUAAAUUUGAGAUCUUGUAAAAAUUACGAUUCUUUUUCACAGAGUUGGUGAUACUUAAAUCGGAAGUCGGGCAGAAAAGUCGCUAGCUCGGCUGCUAGGUAGCCCUAGCGCUGAGUUCUUUGUUUUGUUUUUCCUUGUAGACAUGAAGACAAACUAGUUGAGAUGUUUGUUCUUAACUGUGGCAUUAGUGUAGGAGGGUUUUAAGUAAAACACAAGGUUUAAACAAGGUGUUUAUUUAUGAUUUGUUGAGUACUAUAGGAAGACAAUUGCCCUAAAUUAGCCACCGAGAGCAACUUUAGCAGCAAUACUGUCAGACUAUUUUUGUUUUAUUUGGAGUGGGGACCAGAAGAAAUGGGGAAUUGUCUAAAGUCUCCAACAUCGGAUGACAUCUCUCUGCUGCAUGAGACCCAGUCAGAUAGGGCCAGUUUCGGGGACGGGACUGAUCCUGACCUGGAACCGCCACCACCAUAUCAGGAGCAGGCUCACAUGCCCAUGUACCACCCCACACCGAGUCAGGCCCGUCUGGCCACACAGCUGACAGAGGAGGAGCAGAUCCGCAUUGCUCAGCGCAUUGGCCUGAUCCAGCACCUCCCUAAGGGCGUUUAUGAUGGAGGACAAGACGGCUCAGAGAAAAAGAUCAGAGAGUGUGUCAUCUGUAUGCUGGACUUUGUAUACGGGGACCCUAUCCGGUUCCUGCCGUGUAUGCACAUCUACCACAUGGACUGUAUAGACGACUGGCUGAUGAGGUCCUUCACCUGCCCCUCCUGCAUGGAGCCUGUGGAUGCCGCCCUGCUCUCCACCUAUGAGACCAACUGAUAUCCCCCCCCCCCUCUCCAUGCUUAGGUCAAACCCAGCCCCUUCUCCUCCCUCACCAUGCACACAUACCCCACAACUCCCCUCUGUUAGUACAAAAAGAAGCUGAGAAAUCUAGGAAGGCUGUAUUGCACUUUUGAAAUAUUUCAAACCUUUUUCUCACUUAUUGUUGCCCCAUCAACCCCCACAUCCCCCUCCUUCCGAGUCUAAAUGAGCUGGUCUUAAACAUUGAUCACACAAGUCACAGAGAAACAGUUCUCAUGUGGACACAUGGUUGUGUUUGAAUGCAUUAAGUUUUUGAUAUUGAGUUUCAAAUGUGGUGCCGUGAGAGUGAGGGGAAGGGGGGGUGAUUGCCACCACUCGAGCUGGCCUCAGUGGUGUUUCUCCUGCCACCAUUUCACCUCCAACAACAAUUAGUCAUGAUUUUAAUGGACAGGUGAGUUGAAAGGUUAUCGACCGAAAGGCUCAGACGUGUUGCAAGAUAAAAAAUUUAAGUCUCCUGUUGAGGUGAAGUUUCUGCAACAUGUUAACACGUUGAUCUCCUCCACACUCAUAAAGGACCCGAUGUUAUGCUGUACAUUUUAGAAAAUGUGGUAUUUCACAGCUGAAAAAAGAAAAGCCAACUGCUUGUCCUUUAUUACAGGAGGAUUAUGUAUUUUAAAAAAAGUGCAACAGUCUUCACACAAAACCGUAUCUAAUCAAGCCUAUACUGUAAGUACACGGUGUUUGUCUGUAGCCCCGUCUUAAGGUCAUACAUUCAGUCGUGAAGUGAUGAAAUGGUCAUGUGUCGCGUGAUUGUGUCACCACAGAGUGUGUGUGUCAACUAGCUGGCAGCCACUGUAAAGGGCUCAUUCGUGCAUGGGCAGGUGGAUCAGUCAACAAUUAGAAACGCUUGCACACACUUUUCAUCCCUGUCCAGGUAUUUGCACUUUACUUGUAGGAAAGUAUCUUAAAAAAAACAAUAUAUUAUUAAUAUAUGUACCUUACAAACCUUGCACUAUCAAUACUUCAUUCCUUUACUUCUUGAGAUGCAAAUGUCAUAUAGCUGGUAAGAGAUAUUUUCAAAGGGGUCAGUAGUCGCCUAACUGAAGUACGCCUGCAGAUGUAACACAUGGAAAAUCGGUGAUUCAGUCGUGUAAAAACCUUAAACUUUGUUCUGCUUGAAAAUGUGACUGUCGUGUGUUUUGUGUGUCACUUUGUGUGGGACAGAGGUUUGCUCAAUGUUUGAGGAAAAAAAAACACAUUUUCUGAUUCAGUUUGUUUAAAUAAAACUAUUUUAAAGAUGAUGCUGCUUUCUGCAGUUGUGGCCAAGUCUUUAACAGGACUGGGAACAGAAGGAAGUUUGAUCAUGAAUAAGCUUGUUGAACUAAAGACAGUGUCUAAGAACUCUAACCUCUACUGAAGCUGCUUAAAUUUCCACUGUCAGACUUUUCAAGUGUCAUUUAGUUAGACGUAGUUUAUCCAGCUACUUUGUUUAAAUGAUACUCAAAAAGUUAAGAAACUGCUUAAAUAUUUUCACCAAGAUUUAACCCUUUGUCAGUUUGCUGUAGCCAGUAAAACUGUCCAGUCAUAACAAACAUAACUGAAGGGGUUUUUUUAAUUUAUUAUUAUUCAUCAUUUUGUUUUCCUUCACUUUGACAAAAUAUUUUUCCCCAUCGUAAACCUCUGUCCUCACUGAAUUUGAGUGUGAGACUUUGCUUUGGUCACAUCCCUACAAAGGAGAUGAUAUGUUUUCCAUUAAAAACUUUACUUUGC
Cynoglossus semilaevis (tongue sole) is the source of this 2854-nucleotide messenger RNA. Its product is annotated as RING finger protein 11-like. The record is from RefSeq and is a predicted model, not a curated record. Gene Ontology annotation, molecular function: ubiquitin protein ligase activity. The coding region runs from base 638 to 1102 and encodes 154 amino acids. Gene Ontology annotation, cellular component: ubiquitin ligase complex. Gene Ontology annotation, biological process: ubiquitin-dependent protein catabolic process. The transcript has 3 exons. Lineage: Eukaryota; Metazoa; Chordata; Actinopteri; Pleuronectiformes; Cynoglossidae.